Molecule: messenger RNA, 479 nt
Organism: Dacryopinax primogenitus
Lineage: Eukaryota; Fungi; Basidiomycota; Dacrymycetes; Dacrymycetales; Dacrymycetaceae
Exons: 2
Coding region: 179-424 (81 amino acids)
Source: RefSeq, a predicted model, not a curated record
CUGGAUGGGACUGGACGAUUGACUUGCUUUAACUCUGUGCUUUGGGACACUACGUCAUCCCACUGUCAUCUACGAACCCCCUUCAGAGGGGUAUAAAUUCCAGCAUCUUCGCUCUCUGUACGUUCAGCACCCAAUCAGUCGAUCUCAAUCUAUCCAACCCGCGAACGACGAACGAAAGAUGUCAACCGAGUUCACCACUACUGCUGUUCCCCAGUCGGGCGUCAAUGCUAGGAAGGAAGACGCCGAAGCUGCUCAGUCGGAACAGAGCAGGCGUAUCCCCCAGUCGGAGGUGGACGACCUUGGUGGACAGGGGAAUGUCGUUGAAGGGUAUACGAGGGGGAAGAAGGUGGACGCUUUUCGCCAGGAGAGGGAAGUUGAUGAGGCUGUCGAGAGGGCUAUGGAGCAGGACGAGGGGAUGAACUGAGCUUGUUGGAUGCGAGCUGGGAUCGGUGCCGGUCUCUGUUCUCAUGUCAUGUCAU